AUGUUGACGCCUACUAAUGAGGAAAGUGACCACCAGCUCCUCUCUCACAACUCUCCUGUAGCUGAGAGCCAAGAUCAGGGAGAAAGUAAGCAUGUAGACCCAGAAUCAACAGGAAAUGAAGAGACGCAACCAAAGCAGAGAUAUCACAAAAACACAAGUCACAAUGACAAUGUAUACAACUCACCCACAUCAAAAAGGCCCUGUAACACUCAGACAGAUAAAAAGUCUUUAAAAUGUGACACUUGUGGAAAGGAUUUUCAGUAUAAGUCCCUGUUGAUUAUACAUCUGAGGACCCACACAGGUGAGAGGCCAUAUUCUUGUGAGACAUGUGGGAAAAGAUUUCGUAAUAAAUCACCAUUGAAAAGGCACAUAAGAAUCCACACAGGAGAGAAACCAUAUUCUUGCAACACCUGCGGGAAAGGUUUUGCAGGUCGUGAUGGCUUGUCGGUCCACAUGAGAACUCACACUGGUGAGAAGCCAUACACCUGCAACACGUGUGGGAAAAGAUUUAGUGACACACCAAUGUUGAAAAAGCACUUGAGAAUCCACACAGGUGAAAAGCCAUUUUCUUGCAAAAUGUGUGGAAAACGUUUCACACGUAGUUAUUGCUUGUUGAUCCACAUAAGAACUCACACAGGUGAGAAACCGUACGCCUGCAACACAUGUGGGAAACGAUUCCAUCAAGUGUCAGGCUUGAAAAGACACAUAAGACUUCAUACUGGAGAGAAACCACAUCACUGCAACACAGGGAUGGAGUGGGAAUAA
Messenger RNA from Seriola dumerili (greater amberjack), 765 nucleotides. Its product is annotated as zinc finger protein 239-like. Gene Ontology annotation, molecular function: RNA polymerase II cis-regulatory region sequence-specific DNA binding; DNA-binding transcription factor activity, RNA polymerase II-specific. Gene Ontology annotation, biological process: regulation of transcription by RNA polymerase II. The coding region runs from base 1 to 765 and encodes 254 amino acids. Lineage: Eukaryota; Metazoa; Chordata; Actinopteri; Carangiformes; Carangidae. The transcript is spliced from 2 exons. The record is from RefSeq and is a predicted model, not a curated record.